Molecule: messenger RNA, 1101 nt
Organism: Botrytis deweyae
Lineage: Eukaryota; Fungi; Ascomycota; Leotiomycetes; Helotiales; Sclerotiniaceae
Exons: 2
Coding region: 1-1101 (366 amino acids)
Molecular function (GO): tRNA (cytidine-N3)-methyltransferase activity
Source: RefSeq, a predicted model, not a curated record
AUGUCUCAAGACGAGAUUCCACCAAGCAAUGAAGGUACUGUUGCUGUCGAGGAUAUCUCAGCCUUGACUAUCCAGGAUCCUGAAUCAUCCGUGGCUAAUGAUCGUCCCGAACUUCCCCAUCGGUCUCACAAUCCCGAAAACAACAUGAAGAGAUCAGAUCCGUUUCAAUUUGGUUCUCGAUAUCUCAGUGAAAAAGACAACGUCUUCGAAUUCAAUGCAUGGGAUCAUGUCGAGACUGAUGAUACUUACAAGGAGUAUGCAGAACUACAAUAUGCGAAGCAGCGCGAAGCUCCUGUAUCGGAAUUUGAUAAAAGCAGAUUCAAUUCCGAUCCCGCCAAAUGGUGGAACAACUUUUACAAAAACAAUACUGCCAAUUUCUUCAAAGAUCGAAAGUGGCUCCAACAAGAAUUCCCCAUUCUUUCUCAAGUGACAGAGCCAACCUAUGGACCUUGUACCAUUCUGGAAGUUGGUGCUGGCGCAGGUAAUACUGCUUAUCCAAUAUUAAAACAUAAUCAAAAUCCUGAAUUAAAAAUCCAUGCUUGCGAUUUCUCCAAGAAAGCAGUGGAAGUGAUACGUGCGAACGAGGCAUAUGACACCAAGAAUAUCCAAGCAGAUGUGUGGGACGCUGCUGGCGAUGACCUUCCCCCUGGAUUGGAAGAGGGUAGUGUUGAUGUUGUGAUCAUGAUCUUUAUCUUCUCUGCACUUUCUCCUAGUCAAUGGAAUCGAGCCGUUCAAAAUGUCUUCAAAAUCCUCAAACCAGGUGGCGAUGUGCUAUUUCGAGAUUACGGCCGUGGUGAUCUUGCUCAAGUGCGUUUCAAAAAAGGUCGUUACCUAGAGGAGAACUUCUAUAUCAGAGGUGACGGAACUCGGGUAUAUUUCUUUGAAAAAGACGAGUUAGUCAACAUCUGGACCGGUAAACUUCCUGAGUCAGAUGCUCAGGCUACAGAUUCAACGACAGAGCAACAGGGUGGCUUCGAUAUCAUUGAUCUAGGUGUUGAUAGAAGGUUACUGGUUAAUAGAGCCAAAGAACUAAAGAUGUAUAGAUGCUGGAUGCAAGGCCGAUUCAAGAAGAAGAGCUUGCCGAGCACCGAUUCAAAAUAA